AUGCCUCCCGACGGCUCUUCAUUCACACCCCUGAAUCUCCCAUCUACAUUCUCGCUCCCGCAAUGCAUGGAAUACUUCUCUCUCACAGCCGGCCCCAACACCAACCUCUGGCGCAAACCUCCCACAGGCGACAUUGCAACCGCGCCCAUCGUCUUCACCUCCCUCAGGAAUUCGUUCGUCGUCGCCGAAGUCACCGUCAGCGCUGACAUGGAGAUGGAAUGGGAUCAAGGCGGCCUAGUUAUCUUCACCGGCGCUACUCCGGAAUCGCUAUCCCUUUCUUCUCCGGCUGGCCGUCGGACGGCGCCAGCAAUGCGACCACGUCUCGAACCCGCCCGGACGUGUAAAUGGGUUAAAGCCGGGAUAGAAUUCUGCUCGGGGGCUGUCCAUGCUUCAUCGGUCAGCGCUACAGCCGAUGGCGCAGAUUGGUGUCUAGCCCCGUUGGAUCUACCUGAGGGCGCGACAACACCGGCCCUUCACUCGCUGCGCAUCAAGUUAGAGCGCAUCGGCCACUCGCUCUGGAUUUGGUACCAGGUACCCUCAGUAUCACCGUAUGCGCACACACCGGGAGCUGCGUCUGGGACGUGGAAAAAACUACGCGAAGUGACCUGGUUCUUCUACGGGGUGGAGGACAAGUUCGUGCACGUCGGGGUGUAUGCUAGUCGGCCCAAUAGCUCCCCGAAUGAUACUGCCUGGUUUGGGUCUGGACUGGGGAGGUCUUCGGAUGGGCUAAUGGUGGAAUUUGAGGAUCUGGAAAUUUUCUAG
Messenger RNA from Aspergillus chevalieri, 762 nucleotides. RefSeq lists its product as uncharacterized. NCBI's taxonomy places the organism in Eukaryota, Fungi, Ascomycota, Eurotiomycetes, Eurotiales, Aspergillaceae. The record is from RefSeq and is a predicted model, not a curated record. The transcript has a single exon. The coding region runs from base 1 to 762 and encodes 253 amino acids.